AUGUCUCUUCAACCUUUCUGGCGGCUGGGUGGCCUCAGAGCACUAGUCACCUCUGCGACAAAUCAAUUACGGACGUUUUCUUCGUCUCAUGCGGCCAAGGGAUAUUCUCUCGACCCAGCCAAGCGACGUGCACAGAUGGACCGAUACAAUGAGGCGAGAAGACUCAAGCGCCAGACCGAUCCAGAAUACUUGAAGAGGGACAGGGACUUCGACCGCGAGGCAAGCAGGAAACGGACAGAGGAGCAAAGAAAAAGCCACAUGGAACUCAUGCGCAACAAUAACAAGAAGCGCUACGCUCGAGAUCCGGUCUUCAGACUUGGCAAAUUCUUGCAUCAAUCGUUGAGAAAUCACGCGUGUUUCAGGGAAAAGUUGCCAUGGAAGUCUCAUUUGCCUGUUCAGUACGAGCACAAGGUCCUGCAUUCAUGCAGCAGAUGUGUGGUGACUAGAUUUGGAGGAGCGCGAGUCUGGUUAGUACUUUGA
This is a messenger RNA of Aureobasidium namibiae CBS 147.97, 480 nucleotides long. RefSeq lists its product as uncharacterized. Lineage: Eukaryota; Fungi; Ascomycota; Dothideomycetes; Dothideales; Saccotheciaceae. Bases 1 to 480 code for a protein of 159 amino acids. The record is from RefSeq and is a predicted model, not a curated record. The transcript has a single exon.